This is a messenger RNA of Jaculus jaculus (lesser Egyptian jerboa), 1020 nucleotides long. RefSeq names its product alpha hemoglobin stabilizing protein (gene Ahsp). Gene Ontology annotation, molecular function: hemoglobin binding. Gene Ontology annotation, cellular component: cytoplasm. Gene Ontology annotation, biological process: erythrocyte differentiation; protein folding; protein stabilization. NCBI's taxonomy places the organism in Eukaryota, Metazoa, Chordata, Mammalia, Rodentia, Dipodidae. The transcript has 6 exons. The coding region runs from base 593 to 901 and encodes 102 amino acids. The record is from RefSeq and is a predicted model, not a curated record.
ACUAUAGGCUGCGUAACUGGAGUCAAGCACUGAAGGACUGCAAUACCUCUUCUCGGGCUUGAGGCAGCCCUGGCAUGUUUACAGCUGAACUGACGUUUAUGCAAAAGUCUUUCCCUAAGCGCCUGUCCCUUGAUGUUUGUAAGUACCCUUCUCUGGAAGAAAAAGAAACGUGACACUUUAACACGGGAGCAGUGUUCAGAGCCUACCAUUAGAGAAGAUAAUCUUGGACCAGUCUUCCUUCUGUAUCCACAACAUUAUAAUUAGCAUCAGUCCGUAAUGGUUAUAACCACAGUUUUCUGAGAGGAAAGGAAGUCAUGCUCAGAGCUGGGAGCUGUGCUCAUGUCUCAUCUACCUGGAAAGAAUUGUGAUAGUUGUCACAAGAAGCCUCAGUACACCUGGUCCAGAAAGCCUUACCACCCACCUCCCACCUUCUCCACCCCAGGAUGACCUAUCACUCUCCUUCAGGACCUCAAUGCAGGGCGUUUCCUUCUUAAGCUAACCCUCGACUCCUUGCCUACAUCUAACUUAGCUCACAGGACACACGUACUCUGAAGAGUGUGGGCAAGGGGAACCAGCACUACUGAACCUGAAGAUGGACGUUUUUCGGACUAAUAAAGAUCUAAUUUCUAGAGGUGUAAAGGAAUUUAAUGUUCUGCUGAGUCAGCAGGUCUUUAAUGAACCUCUUGUCUCUGAUGAAGACAUGGAGAUCAUGGUUGGUGACUGGGUGAAGUUGUACCUCAACUAUUACAGGAAGCACAUGACGGGGGAGCAGCAACAGCAAGACAGUGCUCUUCAAGAGCUCCAGCAAGAGCUGAACACUUUAAGCAACCAUUUCCUGGCCAAAUAUAGGGUCUUCCUGGAGUCUCAUGGGCCCUCAGAUUGUGCAGUGCCCUCUUUGUAGCCAAGAGGCACAUGGCUUCCAGUCUAAGAAAUCCUUAGAUCUUGGCAGUGUUCUUCAUUUCCUUGAGCUGUGUUCCUUUACUACUGUACCUUGACACCCCAAUAAACAUCAAUACUGGU